CCAAGUGCAUUUUCCUCUUUUCCUCCGUGGAUCCCCACCAAAAACUCUUCCAAAGCCUAUCGGUUUUCCUCAAACAAGCCUUUAGGUAAGGGGGCACACUAACUACAACAGCUGGAUGGAUCUAAUGGAGAAAACUCUGUAUGAUGCUGCUACACAAGGCGACGUUCAUAAACUUUCUGAGUUACUUGAAAAAGACCCUCUCAUUCUUGAUCGAGCAAUUUUAAAUUCUCCACAUAAGACUCCUCUACAUGCAGCUGCUUUUCUAGGGCAUGUAGAGUUCGUAAAAGAAGUUAUGAAGGUGAACUCUUACAUGUGUUUACUGCGUGAUAAGGCUGGAAGGAACUCUUUACACCUCGCUGCCAUGAGCGGCAAACUAGAGGUCUUGAAAGCAAUUAUUGAUUCCACCCCCCAAGCAGUUAGAGAAAAGACAGACGACGGAGGGACCAUUCUACAUUUGUGUGCCAAGUAUGGUCGGCUGGAAGCAUUGAAGAUGGUUGUCAAUGCUAUAGAUGAUCCCGAUCCUUUGAAUGCUAUAGAUCAUCCCGAUCUUUUGAAUGCUAAGAAUGAUGAUGGCAUGACAAUUUUACAUAUGGCAAUAGUCUACAGGCAGACUGAGACGAUCAAAUACUUGCUUGAUGAGGCCAGAGUUGGGGUGAACAUCAAGAAUGCAAAUGGGAAAACAGCUUUAGACCUUUUGUCGGCUCAGGGUAAAAUCAGAUCCGAAAUUCGAAGCUCUCUUCAAAAGUCCGAAGCCUUAAGAGGCGUGGACGUUCUUAAUGGAGAACAGACGUUCCGGACGCUGAUGGCAAAGAACAGAAAAACUAUUAUGGUAGUGGCUUCGCUCAUAGCAACUAUGGCUUUUCAAGUUGUGGUGAACCCUCCAGGAGGGGUAUGGCAAGAUGACUUAUCGGAAGGACCUAAUCCACAUAAAAUAGGAGAAGCCGUCAUAGCCAAGACUCAUCCCGCGCUCUGCCGGCGUCUGAUUCGGGCAGCUAGCACAGCAUUUGUUUCGUCCUUGACCACAGUUGUAUUGCUCAUGGACGAGUCGAGGUUUACUAGAAGUAGCAUGGUCUCGCUCGUGGUUUUACUUCGUAUUAUGUCGGUGGCAAUUAUGAGCCUACUUUUAACGUAUGCUAUAUCACUUGUUACGGUUGUACCAAAAGACAUUAGAGGUAAGUUGAGUGAGACAGAUGUGAUUGUGCUUAUUGUGGUCAUGGCGUGGAGCACUACAAUUUCCUAUGACUCCUAUUAUAUCUGGCAUCUGAUCAAAAACUGGCGGACUAUAGUCAUGCCACCCGUUAUGUCUGCUAUUCGGGAGGGAAGAACUCUAAAUAUUGCAGAUCUCCAGAGGGAAAUUUACCUGAGGGCUCUAGUAAUCCAACAGCCGGGGGGCCAUGGAGUGGAUGCUCGACCAGCCGCGUAGCUUCCUUGGGUUUUAAUGCCAAAAAAAAAAGCCUUGAAGAUCUCAUAGCCUGUUUAAAUUGCAAGUUUUUAUAUUUUUUGUGAAAAAAUAUGCUAAAGUAUAUGUGAAA
Coffea eugenioides is the source of this 1532-nucleotide messenger RNA. RefSeq names its product ankyrin repeat-containing protein BDA1-like. Gene Ontology annotation, molecular function: protein phosphatase 1 binding; protein phosphatase regulator activity. The transcript has 2 exons. Lineage: Eukaryota; Viridiplantae; Streptophyta; Magnoliopsida; Gentianales; Rubiaceae. The coding region runs from base 116 to 1423 and encodes 435 amino acids. Gene Ontology annotation, cellular component: plasma membrane. The record is from RefSeq and is a predicted model, not a curated record.